Messenger RNA from Hippopotamus amphibius kiboko, 945 nucleotides. Its product is annotated as olfactory receptor 56A4-like. Gene Ontology annotation, cellular component: membrane. Gene Ontology annotation, molecular function: olfactory receptor activity; G protein-coupled receptor activity. The transcript has 2 exons. The record is from RefSeq and is a predicted model, not a curated record. NCBI's taxonomy places the organism in Eukaryota, Metazoa, Chordata, Mammalia, Artiodactyla, Hippopotamidae. Bases 1 to 945 code for a protein of 314 amino acids. Gene Ontology annotation, biological process: G protein-coupled receptor signaling pathway.
AUGGUAUUAUCUCUCAACGACACAGGGACCCAGAUGACUGAAUUCCUGAUGAUCUGCUUUCCAGGAAUGCAGGACACACAGCACUGGCUGUCCGUAGUCCUGGCUCCUCUCCUGGUUUUGGCCCUUGGGGCCAACUUUCUGUUGUUACUAGCCAUCUGGCAGGAGGCAUCUCUGCACGAGCCCAUGUGCUACCUGCUUGCCAUCCUCUCUAUGCUAGAUGUCAUCCUCUGCCUCACAGUCAUCCCCAAGGUCCUGCUCAUCUUCUGGUUCAACAUGAAGCCCAUCAGCUUUGCGGGCUGCUUCCUGCAGAUGUUCAUCAUGAAUACAUUCCUUCCCAUGGAGUCCUCCACCUUUCUGGUCAUGGCUUAUGACCGCUAUGUGGCUAUUUGCCACCCUUUGCGCUACCCGUCCAUCAUCACCGAACAGUUUGUCAUCAAUGCAGCCAUCUUCAUCGUCUUCCGCAAUUUGCUGGCCACACUACCUACACCAGUUCUGGCUGCCAGGCUCAAUUACUGUGCCAGCAAUGUAGUAGAAAACUGUAUCUGUGCCAACAUUUCUGUAGCAAAGCUCUCCUGUGGGGAUAUUCACCUAAAUAAGAUCUACCAGUUUGUGAGUGUUUGGUGCCUACUGGGUUCUGAUUUGGUCCUUAUCUUGCUAUCCUACUGUUUCAUCUUGAGUGCUGUUAUGCGUCUGCAUUCAGGGGGUGCAAUCACCAAGGCCUUGAGUACUUGUGGUUCCCAUCUCAUUCUUAUACUUUUCUUCUAUACAUUGCUUCUAGUCUUCAUCUUCACAAGCAAGGCAGGGAAAAAAGUGCCCUCAGAGGUACCCAUUCUUCUCAAUGUCUUGCACCAUCUCAUCCCACCAGCCCUGAACCCCAUUGUUUAUGGAGUACGGACCCAAGAAAUCAAACAAGGAAUUAUCAAGCUACUCAAGUACCAGUGCUGA